AUGAGAAUCUUGGGUUGGAAUUGUCGAGGUAUCUGCAACGCCUCGACAGUUCGAGCCUUGGGGGCUCAAAUAAAAGGGGCAAGGACUAAGGUGGUCUUCCUCUCUGAAACUAAAGCUGAUGUAUAUAGGAUGGAGUUUUUUAAAAAAAAUUUAAAGUUUGAUGAAUCUUGUGUUGUUGAGGCAAAUGGUAAUGCAAGUGGUUUAUGCCUUAUGUGGAAAUUUGGAAUAGAUUUAAAAGUUGUGGAGUUCAAUAAGGAUUUAAUUGCAGUUAAGGUCUCUGACCAGUGUGUCGACUGGAUGUUAGUGGGCUUCUAUGGACCACCAUAUUAUUCAGAGAAGAAGAAAGCAUGGGGGAAUCUUUUUGCUCUUCUUGAAUCUCACCAGGGACCGUGGGCUAUUAUGAGAGAUUUUAACUACAUUGUUAAUGAAGAAGAGCAAUUGGGAGGUAACAAGGGAGGUCCUUCAGCUACAAAUUAUCUUAAAGAACUGCUGUUUGAGUUCAAUGCAGUGGAUUUGGGGUACUCAAGAAAUAAGUACACAUGGGCCAGAGGUGCUAUCAAGUCAGACCACGCCCCAAUCCUGAUGGAUACAAACCCUUGUGAAAGGUUUGCUCACAAACCAUUCAGGUUCGAGGCGGUUUGGUUGAGGGAUGAAAGAUGUAGUGCUGUUAUUAAAGAAGCUUGGAAGGGAAAGGUAUCGGGCUCGGAGUUUGUUAAAUUGUACAAAAAGCAAGCGGUAACCAGAGAGGCACUUCGCAAAUGGAAUAAGGAGGUUUUCAGACGCUGCCAGGAUAGAAUAAACUCUCUUCUAAAGAAGAUCAAGGAAGUCCUUCACUUGAAAAUGGAUUUCUUGAAAAAGAUCUUCAAACCGAGCUCUCGGAAUGGCUCCUUAGAAGUGAAGUGGAGAAGAAACAAUAAAGAUGCCAUAAAAAAUGAGGAAGGAACAUGGAUCCAUGAGUCAGGCCAAAUCAAAGACAAAUUCUGGGAAAAUUUCAUAAAUCUAUUCAAAGAAGAGGAGGUUUAUUUCCCUGAGCACCUUGAUCAUUUGGUGUUGCCUUGCAUCACUGAAGAAGAAAAUGAGGGACUAAUAUGCAUCCCAACCCCGGAGGAAAUCAAAGAUGUCUUGUUCCAAAUGCAAGGCCCUUGGUCCUGA
Quercus lobata is the source of this 1152-nucleotide messenger RNA. RefSeq lists its product as uncharacterized. The record is from RefSeq and is a predicted model, not a curated record. The transcript is spliced from 3 exons. Bases 1 to 1152 code for a protein of 383 amino acids. NCBI's taxonomy places the organism in Eukaryota, Viridiplantae, Streptophyta, Magnoliopsida, Fagales, Fagaceae.